GUUUGGCAGUGUUUGUUGGCUUGCAACUGCUUGCAACCCCAUAACCAUCAAUAUCCCCUCAGAAUCAGUUUCAAUCAGACCGUCCUCAGAAUAAAAAAUGGGUUCCUCCAAACGCCACAAAUCCGAUAAAUCCCGCGAAGUGAAGAAACGUCGUCACCGGAGUCGAACCCGCUCUCGAUCCCGUUCAAGAUCGUAUUCUCCAGAGAGACACAGUAGCAGGCACCACAAGAAGCACAAGAGGAAAGAACGCAAGGAAUACGACAGCGAUGUGGAGAUCGUGAGUGCCCCACCGCCUCCAAAGAUCUCGAGACCCCCCGAAGAUGCCCCACCGCCCCCAAAGAUCUCGACGAAGCCCCGGAGUCCCUCCCCUAAGGGAGGCGCAGCUGUCCUCAGCUGUUCCAUCGAGGAAACCAACAAACUUCGUGCACAACUGGGUCUCAAGCCCCUGGAAGUCGACUCAGGCCCCUCGAAGGAGGACCCCAACAAGCUCAAGGACGACCUCGGCGAGUUCUACCACAAGCCAGCGGAGAACGCAGCUAGCACAGCCCAGACCCAAAAAUACCGAGAGAGGAUAGAGACUCACAAGCAGAAACGCAAGAUCGAGGCUACUCUCUCCAAAGUUCAUCUCCUGGGAGAGGACGACUCCAACGAUGACGCCAACCUGUGGGUGGAGAAGAACCGAAAGCUCGCUGAGGAGAAGAAGAAAGCCGAGGACAGAGCCAAACUCCUGGAGGAGAUGGAAGCGGUCUUCGGAGUUGAGUCCUUGGUGAAGGAAGAAGUCCAGAGCGAGAGGAAGCAAGCAUACACUGAGAGGGACUUGAGGGGUCUCAGGGUGGAGCACGACAUCGAGAACUUCGCCGAGAGGAACGUAAUCCUGACCCUGAAGGACAAAGCGGUCCUGGAUGACGAGGAGGACGUCCUGGAGAACGUCAACAUGAGGGAUGAUGAGCGAUACAAGAGGAGCGUAAUCAACAAGAAGAAGAAGCCUGGUUACGACGCCUACGACGACGACAACUUCGAUGAGUUUGGUCUACCGAAGAAUAAAGUCCUCGAGAAGUACGACGAGGAGAUCGACGGGGAGCAAAAGCAGUCCUUCGCCCUGGGGAUCGACAGUGCCAAGGAGGCGGAUGAGCGGAGGUCUGUGAUGAUCAAGCAGAAGCUUGCGAACAAACGACUGGAGACCAUCAAAAUUACGGAGCUCAAGCUCGCGAGUGAAUACUACAACGAGGAGGAAUUAUCUAAAUUCAAGAAGGUCAAGAAGAAGAGGAAGGUGAAGAGGUCGCUGAGGAACAAGGUCCUCACGGCUGACGAUUUAAUCCCGGAUACUGAUUACCUCAGGGACCUUGGCAGCAGGAGGAGAAAACGUCCGGGUGAUUCGUCAGUUCGUGAUCCUGUCAAGGAGGAGAUCAAGACAGAGGAGGAUUACAGGGAGGAGCUGCAACUCAGUCGAAAGCAGCAGAAGCUGCUGAAGCCGAAGAAGAAGAGUCUGGAGACGAUUAGAGAUUUCAUCAAGACAGAAGUCGAGGAGGUGGAGGACAAUGGAGGGACUAUUGAGUUCGUUGCCACUGCUGAGUUCUGCAGGACUCUUGGGGACAUCCCGACUUAUGGCCUGGCUGGGAACAGGGAGGAUAACGACCAGGACAUGAUGGACUUUGAGGAACCGGAGGUGAGGGAUGAGGUCAUGCAGGAGGAGGAUGAUGGACGUGGGGCCUGGAAUACUGUCGAGGUGGAGGAGAAGUUGGCAGAGCCUGUGGCUGUUGAGGCUGCCAUUCUGGAUAUUGAACCCUCUCUGGGGCAGGGGGUGGGGGGAGCGUUGAAGCUGGCGAUGAGUAAGGGCUAUCUGCAGAAGGAAGACACUAAUAGACCCUCUGUCAGUCGUUUUGCUCAUCUCCAGGCGCAGAAUUACUCCAUCGAGGAUAAGACCUAUGGGGAUGACGAUAAGUUCGGGAGGAGGGAUCGGUUCAAUGGACCCACUUCUGAGUUCAAGGAGAGGGACGGGUUCAAGCCCAAUCCGAAGUUGGAGUAUAUUGAUGAUGAUGGACAUGUGCUGACGCCUAAGGAGGCUUUCAGGUAUCUGUCGCACAAGUUCCAUGGGAAGGGACCGGGGAAGAACAAGGUGGAGAAGAGGAUGAAGAAGGCGGAGCAGGAGGUGCUCAUGAAGAGGAUGUCCUCCACUGAUACUCCGUUGGGGACGCUGAACCUUCUCCAGGCCAAGCAGAAGGAGACUCAGUCGCCUUUUAUUGUGUUGAGUGGGAGCAAGCAGAUGAAUACUACGAUAUCGAAGUCUAAACACUGAUUUUGAGGGAGUUCGUGGGGGAGUGGGGAAAUGAGAUGAGUUAACGAAGGACUUUAGUUUCUAGUGGAUUCUGGGCGAAGGGACGUGGCGACGUUUUUUUUGGGGACAGUGGGACAAAAUGAAACGGCCGGAAAAGGAUUUUUUGACGCAAUUCAAGCAAAAAAGGUU
This is a messenger RNA of Diachasma alloeum, 2464 nucleotides long. RefSeq names its product U4/U6.U5 tri-snRNP-associated protein 1. Gene Ontology annotation, biological process: maturation of 5S rRNA; mRNA cis splicing, via spliceosome. The coding region runs from base 98 to 2296 and encodes 732 amino acids. Gene Ontology annotation, cellular component: U4/U6 x U5 tri-snRNP complex. NCBI's taxonomy places the organism in Eukaryota, Metazoa, Arthropoda, Insecta, Hymenoptera, Braconidae. The transcript has 2 exons. The record is from RefSeq and is a predicted model, not a curated record.